Penicillium canescens is the source of this 528-nucleotide messenger RNA. RefSeq lists its product as uncharacterized. NCBI's taxonomy places the organism in Eukaryota, Fungi, Ascomycota, Eurotiomycetes, Eurotiales, Aspergillaceae. The record is from RefSeq and is a predicted model, not a curated record. The transcript has 3 exons. Bases 1 to 528 code for a protein of 175 amino acids.
AUGCUUCUAGAAUCUCUUGCCCACCGGCGUGAACCAACGCGCUACCGCUCGUCGCCAGAACAUCGUCGACACGGCCGCCAGUUUCAGCAGUCUUUAUUUGACCCGACUGUCCUAGGUCCAUACCCCGGCUCAAAGAUCAACACCCCGCAUGAUGAUGUCGAUCUUCCAGAUCCUCUCCGCAAAUCCCACCUAGCAACGGACUCCAGCAUCACCCUCAACACGCCAGAAUCCGUGUUGUUUGCCGCAAAUGGUACAUGUGUGCUGGAUCCGGAGGGCAAGGUGGGACAUUUAAGGGCGAACAUGUACGUGGCGCCUGGUGGGAUAUUUGGACCUGUAACCCCACAGGUGUCUAUUGGGCAGUUGUUUUGGGACCAAGAUUUGAUUGAUGAAGUCGAUGCGACACAUCCCGACAAUACCAAUCUCACGCCGAUUACGCGCAAUGUAGAUGAUGAUCUGUUUCUGGAAGAAGGUGUCGAUACAACUUCCGAUCCAGUCAUCAAUUAUGUCAAGUUCGGAGAUGAUAUUUAA